Messenger RNA from Lampris incognitus (smalleye Pacific opah), 6158 nucleotides. It is a transcript of the gene spag9b, whose product is annotated as sperm associated antigen 9b. Lineage: Eukaryota; Metazoa; Chordata; Actinopteri; Lampriformes; Lampridae. The coding region runs from base 329 to 4567 and encodes 1412 amino acids. Gene Ontology annotation, cellular component: cytoplasm. The transcript has 28 exons. Gene Ontology annotation, biological process: vesicle-mediated transport. The record is from RefSeq and is a predicted model, not a curated record. Gene Ontology annotation, molecular function: signaling receptor complex adaptor activity; MAP kinase scaffold activity; JUN kinase binding.
GCCGGGCCAACCGUUAAAAGCGGAGCCGAGGGAAGACUUGCCAGUGCCGCCGGAGAGCCGAGCUAGCCGCCGGGAUUUGACAGCCUCCGGUCCGGAGAAGAGGAGCUGGAAAGUUGCUGAGGGAAACUCGGUCGCGUCUCCGCAACAAGUCGCCGCCCGGUGGGGAAGUAUGUUUUAGCUGGGCAACUGGAGCGUCGAGGAGACUAGCCGCCGGCGGAGCCGAAGCUCGCGGCUAGCUCGUUAGCCUUGGGGGUGAAGUAAAAGAAGGGAGGAGGAGGGGGGGAAAGAAAGUGGCGGUGAGAUUAAUAACUUACUAGAAUAACAAGAGAUGGAGCUGGACGACGUGGUUCUGUACCAGGACGACUCGGGCAACGCGGCGAUGAUGUCCGAGCGCGUGUCCGGUCUGGCCAGCUCGAUCUACCGCGAGUUCGAGCGGCUCAUCGGGAAGUAUGACGAGGACGUGGUGAAGGAGCUGAUGCCCCUGGUCGUGGCCGUGCUGGAGAACCUGGACUCCGUGUUCGCCGUCAACCAGGAGCACGAAGUGGAGCUGGAGCUGCUGAAGGAGGACAACGAGCAGCUGGUGACCCAGUACGAGCGGGAGAAGGCGCUGAGGAAACACGCCGAGGAGAGAUACAUUGCCUUUGAGGACUCCCAGGAGGGCGAGAAGAAGGAGCUCCAGCGUCGACUAGUGAUGAUGGAGUCGCACUCCCGCCAGCUAGAGCUAAAAAAUAAGAACUAUGCAGAUCAAAUUAGCAGACUGGAUGAGAGGGAUGCAGAACUCAAGAAGGAGUACAACACCCUCCAUCAGAGACAUACAGAGAUGAUCCACAGCUACAUGGAGCACCUAGAGAGAGCUAAACACCAGCACACGGCGGCGCCUGAACCCACAGACACAAGCACGUCAGGCAGAGCACGGAAGGAGCGUCCCAUAUCCAUGGGCAUAUUCCCUCUUCCUGAGAACGAUGGUUUGACCCCUGACCUCCCGAGGGAAACUGUGGAAGCUCCGUCAGAACCUUGGCGAUUCAAUAACCUCAGCCACCCACGCUCCAACACCAGCCUUAAGGAUGAAUUGGCCUUUUCGAGCCCCAAGGGUUCCAAAUCCAGUGCGCCGACCAAUCAAGGAAGCAGCUUCAAAGGUGGACAGUCCGCGUCGGCACAGGUGGGAGGAUCCAAAUCCAACACCUCCGUAUCUUCUCAAGGCAGUACCUCCAAAUCGAAUACGCCCGCAUCUGCACUCAGUCUCAGCUCCCAGUCGACCACCCCGAUGUCUCCUCAAGAUGGUGCCUCUGAAAUGAUGACCUCCGUGUCCAGCCUCGGCGGGGGUGAGUCUGCCUCUGCCACGCCCACGUCUACCGCCACCUCAGAUGCUGCCAUGGAAUCAGUGGACACUCCCUUCCGAGAGGAGAAACAUUCAGAGGGUCUCAACAGGAACCUGGACCGGAGGGGCGGGAAGCCAGACAGCAGCAAGAACAUCUCAGCAGUGCAAGAAGGGCAGCUGGGGCAGGACAGUCAGGACUCUGGCACUUCACCCUUCACAGUCUCACUAGAUGGCACAGACAACCUGGAGAAAUCUGAAGUUCAAGCCAUCAUAGAGUCCACACCUGAGCUGGACAUGGACAUCGGUGGUCACAUUGGAACUAGCACGCCAACCAAAGGUGGCAUAGAAAACCUGGCGUUUGACCGGAACACCGAUUCUCUGUUCGAGGAGCUGUCCUCGGCUGGAAAUGACCUCAUAGGAGAUGUGGAUGACGGGGCCGACCUGCUGGGUAUGGGCCGUGAAGUGGAACAUCUUAUCCAGGAAAAUGCCCAAUUGCUAGAAACCAAAAAUGCUCUGAACGUGGUCAAAAAUGACCUGAUAGCCCAGAUGGAUGAGAUGAUGUGUGAGAAAGAGGUUCUGCAGGGUGAGCUGAACGCCGUCACUCAGGCCAAAACCAAGCUUGAGGAGAAGAACAAGGAACUGGAAGAGGAGCUCAAGAAGCUGCGGGCAGAGGUGGACGAAACGAAACAGAAGACCAAGAUUGAGAACGAGGACGACGUAAGUGUGUGUGUGUGCGUGUGUGCGUGCGCAAUACUCGUGCACACAGGUUUCUGUGCAUGCAUGAUGACGUUGGUAUCUCUCUCACAGCAGAGUGACGUGCCGACGGCCCAGAGGAAGCGUUUCACGAGGGUGGAGAUGGCCAGAGUGCUGAUGGAGAGGAACCAGUACAAGGAGAGGCUGAUGGAGCUGCAGGAGGCCGUGCGAUGGACGGAGAUGAUUCGGGCAUCGAAGGAGAACCCGGCUCUCUCGGAGAAGAAGAAGUCCAGUGUCUGGCAGUUUUUCAGCCGUCUGUUCAGCUCAUCGGGCGGAGCUGCCAAGAAGCCGGCGGCAGCGGCAACGGAGGCCCCAGUGAAUGUGAAGUACAACGCCCCCACCUCCCAGGUCCAGCCUUCAGUGAAGAAGAGGAGCAGCGCUCUGCAGCAGUUGCCCAGCGAUAAGAGCAAAGCUUUUGACUUCCUUAAUGAGGAGGCGGUGGCCGAUAACCCGGUGUCCAGGCGAGAGCAGAAGAGGGCGCAGUACCAGCAGGUCAAAGCUCAUGUCCAGAAGGAGGAUGGCAGGGUGCAGGCUUACGGUUGGAGCUUGCCCAAAAAGCACAAAGUAACCAACGGUGGUCAGGCAGAGAACAAGGUGAAGAAUCUACCUGUACCUGUCUUCCUCAGACCAGUGGAUGAGAAAGAUGCUUCUAUGAAGCUUUGGUGUGCAGCAGGCGUGAACCUGUCCGGGGGUAAGACCCGAGAUGGAGGGUCCAUUGUAGGGGCUAGCGUCUUCUACAGUGAUGUUCCUGGAUCAGAGAGCCUUGAAAAGUUGAAAGGAUCUCAGACCAGCCUAGACAAACUGGAUCAGGAACUUAAGGAGCAGCAGCAGGAGUUACAGCACCAGGAUGAGUUGUCAUCCCUGGUGUGGAUCUGCACCAGUACUCAAUCGACCACGAAGGCGGUGGUAAUCGAUGCCAACCAGCCUGGAAACAUCCUGGAGAGCUUCUUUGUUUGCAACUCCCAUGUGCUGUGCAUCGCCACCGUACCAGGUGCAAGAGAGACCGAUUACCCAGCAGGCGAGGAGGUGACUCAGACUUCUGGUGUUGGACCAGCAGGAGAUGGUAGCGCCUCAGCAAGCAAUUCGGCCAAUAGCAGCUCAGCAGGGGGCGAUAAUGUGCUUGGAGGCAUCACAGUGGUUGGCUGUGCUGCUGACGGCACGGCAGCUGUUGCACAGAGGGCGGAAAGUCUGUCAGAGUCAGAAAUAGAGUCCAGGCCAACAGAGGAAGCAACUGAAGCAACAGAGGCCAAUGAAGGUCCUGGUGACCAGAGAGAAGGCUUGAGGGGUAUCUACACAGAGCAUGUCUUCACUGACCCGCUGGGGGCCCAGCAGACAGGAGAGACACCAUCCAACUACACACAAAGGGAGUGUGACCUGGUAAAGGAUGGUGUGAGUUCCAACCCCAGUCAAGAGGAGCAGGACCUGAUGAGGGAGGAGGCCCAGAAAAUGAGCAGCGUCCUUCCCACCAUGUGGCUGGGAGCACAGAAUGGCUGUUUGUAUGUCCACUCCUCGGUGGCCCAGUGGAAGAAGUGUCUUCAUUCUAUAAAGCUGAAGGACUCUGUCCUCGGCAUAGUGCAUGUGAAAGGACGUGUAUUGGUGGGUCUUUCUGACGGCACUCUAGCAAUAUUCCACAGAGGAGUAGAUGGACAAUGGGAUCUGACCAACUACCACCUGAUUGACCUCGGGAGACCCCACCAUUCCAUCCGCUGCAUGACGGUGGUGCAUGACAAGGUGUGGUGCGGUUACAAGAACAAGAUCUAUGUGGUUCAGCCCAAAGCAAUGAGAAUAGAGAAGUCCUUCGAUGCCCACCCUCGUAAGGAGAGCCAGGUACGCCAGCUAGCUUGGGAUGGAGAUGGCAUCUGGGUGUCCAUCAGGCUGGACUCCACCCUCAGGCUUUUCCAUGCCCACACCCACCAACACCUCCAGGAUGUGGACAUUGAGCCCUACGUCAGCAAGAUGUUGGGUACGGGCAAGUUGGGCUUUUCGUUUGUGCGGAUCACCGCUCUCAUGGUGUCUUGUAACCGCCUCUGGAUCGGCACCGGCAACGGAGUCAUAAUCUCCAUCCCUCUUUCGGAAACCAACAAAGUCACCACAGGGGCAGCGAAGACUCCAGGAAGCGCGUUGCGCGUCUACGGUGACGACAACAGCGACAAAAUCACGGCCGGAACCUUCAUCCCCUACUGCUCCAUGGCGAACGCACAACUGUGCUUCCACGGGCACCGCGACGCGGUGAAGUUCUUCACAGCCGUUCCAGGUCACGCGGUCCAGCCUGCAUCCAGCGGAGCUGAGGCGGCGGGAGACAAGGCGGCAGAUGGGUCUCAGGAGGGCAGCAGGUCUUUGUUGGUGAUGAGCGGAGGAGAGGGAUAUAUUGACUUUCGGAUGGGUGAUGAGAGUGGGGAGGAGCUGGAGGAGCCCACUCUGAAGCUGGAGCCUCACCUGACCAAAGCGGAGCGCAGCCAUCUCAUCGUCUGGCAGGUCCAGGUUAACGGGGACUGAACUUUGACCUCUUUGACCGCCGUGUCAGACUUUGCCCGUUCUUUUGCCGGUGCCACGCGGACGGAAUAAGGAGCGAGUCGCACGCAGACGGCAUAAAUCUCCCUAAGCACUUUUUUUUCCCCUGGAAUACCCGCCGCAACCGUGAGGUUGAAACGGACACAACUGCUCUUAGAUCAGAGGUUAUGGUAAACUUCCAGGUUAGGAAUGGAGGGUUUGUUGCUUUACCACAGGAGCAGUGAAAACGGAUUGACGCAAUGGUUUCCUUAGAUCCGUUUUCUCCUUAUGUGUUUUCUUGGAAAGAAAUACUCUAAUUUUUUUUUUUUUUUAAUUUCAUGGACUGGACCUUUUUCCAAGCCAUUAUUAUGCCUAUUGCUCUUGUUUUGCUAUUAUUUGAGCUAAUACUAUGAUUGAGCUUAAAAUUUAUAUUUUGGUUUGUUCCAUUUUGCUAAAUAAUGCACCUAAUUUUCAAACUGACACUUUCAGGUAACUUACCCUAGUCCAGUCACAGUGUGGCGCUGGUAGGCUCCUGCAAGGGAGGACGUAGGAGGCAUCUCACAGAUCGCUAAUGAAGGGGAGGAUUGGGCUUUAACCGCCAACCGAACAAUCCUUACCUUCCUCCGUUUCCAGCAACGCCGUACGUACCAAGCGGUCGGGCGUGGAAGCGGGCGAGCUGCGUUUUGAAAAACAUAUUUAAGAUUCAGUUUCAUGACAGGAUUUCUGGUUUGUUGGUUUUUCGUUUCGUUUGUUGUUGGUUUUUUUUUUUUUUUCAGAACUUGACUGUAUGCGAGACGGUUAUGGUUAUAUACACAGAUUUGCCAUUUUGCCUGUUGAAAAGAUUGCCAUUUUCAUCCAAGGAAAGACUUCCUGUUAUCGUCAGCCCAUCCGUGAGAGCCAUUAUUUUACAUCUUGACAGCGCGAUAGAGAGAGAAAAAACAAAACAAAACAAAAACAGCCUCUGAUCCAGUAGUGAUGGAGGGUAAUGGUGGCCUCAUCAUCCUUUAACUCUCAUAGGUUAGCAUACAUAGUAUAAUAUCAUACAUACAUACAUGCAUACAUACAUAUAUAUAUAUAUAUAUACACACACACACACAUAUAUAUAUAUAAUUAUUAUAUUUUUAUAUUAUAUAUAUAUAUAUAUAAUAUAGUAUAAUAUCAUAGUAUAUCAUAGGUUAUGUUACAAGCGGUGAUUUCAUACAGCAAGUUUCCUCCCUUGAGGCGGGCACCAAUCUGAUUUGUGUUUCGGUUCAGUUAGAAACUCACUAAAUGCAUGUCGCUCCAUAUUAUACGAGUUGUUUUUGUUUGUUUGUUUUUUUUUUACCUCAAGGAAGGACAGGCGGCACCGGACCCGGCCUAAUCUCCCCGCCGCAGCUAGAGCGAGACACUACAAAUCUCUCCGAGCGCCUUAGGAACCGACAGAGCGAAGCCGCGCGUUUCAAGUGUGGCGGAAUAUUUAUUCUUUUGUGAGAGAAUGUUACGCGUUUGUUACCAAAGGAUAAAGAAUUAAGGACUAAUUACGGAUGACGACAUGCUGAACCUUAUCUCCCCACCCCACCCCCCUCCCCCACAAAACACUGACCCCUGUGCAGCAGCA